AUCGUUCUUCGGAAAGCCAGCUGUCACAAAGGACCAAAGUGUCGCCGCCGAACCAAAAAGGUAUUUCACAAUGUUGUUGUAAUUGCAUCGAACGAUAUAAAAAAAAACUACCGUUCAUUCUCAUGUGACAAAUCCAUGAUGAACAUGAAAAAACGUGUGCUAUUCGCAACGUGGUUGCAAUCAGUUGUAUAAAUUCUGUUUUAAUGUACAUAUUUCAACAAUGUAUGCAUCAAAUGUAAUUCGAGUGUUAUCGUUUUGUAAUCGUAAUUUGGUUUUAUCGCGUCAAUUGUUAUCUAGUCAACAAUGUUUAAAACCACACAAUUUUCUUCUCAAUUUGCAACGAUGCAAAUCCAAUUCAAAGAGUAAAAGUUUAACCAGUGUAUUAUUUAGUGCAAGCAGCAGCCCCGAUGACAAUCACAAUGUGUCGAAAGGUAAGGCGCCAACAAAACGUCGUCGCAUCAUCUCAAGCAGCAGUUCCAGUGAUGAUAAUGAGAGAACGAGCCCGAGCAAAACAGUUGAUGAAGAAAAAUCGCCGCCGACAAAGCGAAAGUCUACAAGUACGGUCGUAAAGCAAGAGCUACCAUUACCAGGCAAGGAAAAUGAAAACGAAGUAGCAAAAAAGACUGAAACACCAAAGAAAACACCAGCCAAAGCUGCAACCAAAACUCCAGCCAAGAAGAAAACGCCAGCAAAAACUAAGACGCCCAAAACAAAUGAAAAAGUGACAGCUAAGAAGGCAUCGCCACCGGCAAAAUCACCCGUUAAGGUCAAAGCUGAAGCUCAAUCGCCGGCUAAAGUUGAAGAAGAGAAAACUGACGAAAAAAUGGACACGACCUCAAGCCCAAGCCCAACCAAAGUCAAGGAUGAAAAACCAAAGCCACAUCCAUUUUUCAGCAAACCGAAAGACAUCAAACUGCAAACGGCCGACGACACAUCCGAUGGAGCAUCGUACAACCCGGGCAAAGCAAAUUACCAUCCGAUUAAGGAUUGCUUCUGGAAGCAUGGCGAAAAAACCCCAUAUCUGGCAUUGGCUCGUACAUUCGAAGUGAUUGAAGAAAACAGCAGCCGAUUGCGUAUGAUAGAAAUUCUGGCGAAUUUCUUUCGAUCGGUCAUUGUGAACAGUCCAUCCGAUUUGAUUGCUUGUGUCUAUUUGUCGCUCAAUAAAUUGGCACCAGACUACGUUGGCUUGGAGUUGGGCAUCGCUGAAACGUCACUAAUGAAGGUCAUUGCACAAACAACCGGCCGAAGUAUGGCACAGGUAAAGGCAGAUGCUCAAAGCACCGGCGAUUUGGGCAUCGUUGCGGAAAAAUCAAAGAGCAAUCAACGAAUGAUGUUCACACCGGCUCCAUUGACCGUUGAUAGUGUAUUCACCAAGCUAAAAGAUAUCGCCAACAUGAGUGGACAAUCGGCAAUGAACAAAAAAGUUGAUAAGAUUCAGUCGAUUUUCGUAGCAUGUCGCCACUCAGAGGCACGGUUCAUCAUGCGAUCGCUAUUGGGUAAACUUCGUAUCGGUUUGGCCGAACAGUCACUGUUACAAGCACUGGCUCAGGCAUGUGCAUAUACACCGCCCAAUCAGUAUGCAAACGGUGAAUCAUUUCCACCAAAAGUUAUCAACGCAAAAAUAACAAAGGAACAAAUUGAAGAAGUUGCUUUGAUCAUCAAAACAACUUACUGCCAAUGCCCGAAUUAUGAUCGUAUUUGCGAAGUCCUCUUGAAAUACGGCGUUAAUGAAUUGUUGGACAAAUGUCAAAUGGCACCUGGCACACCUCUAAAACCUAUGUUGGCACAUCCAACGAAAGGAGUUUCCGAAGUUCUGCAACGAUUCGAAGGCAUCAAAUUUACAUGCGAAUAUAAGUAUGAUGGUGAACGUGCUCAGAUUCACAUAGCUGAGAACGGCACCGUAAGCAUUUAUAGUCGCAAUCAGGAAAACAACACAACAAAAUAUCCAGAUAUCAUUUCACGAAUCGAAAAACUUAAACGUGAUGGCGUCACAUCGUGCAUUUUGGACUCAGAAGUCGUCGCUUGGGAUGAAGAACGUCAGCAAAUUCUGCCGUUCCAAGUGCUGAGCACGCGCAAGCGCAAGGAUGCCGAUAAAGAAGAGAUCAAAGUGAAAGUGUGUGUUUACUUGUUUGAUUUGUUGUAUUUCAACGGUGAACCGUUGGUAACCAAACCGUUUUCGGAACGUCGUCGUCUAUUGAUUGAAAAUUUCCAAGAAGUGGAAAGCGAAUGGAAAUUUGCCACAUCGCUCGAUACCAGUGACAUUGACGAGUUGCAAUCAUUCCUGAACGAAUCGGUCAAAGGAAACUGCGAAGGUUUAAUGGUCAAAACUCUAGACAAAGAUGCAACAUACGAAAUUGCCAAGCGUUCACGAAAUUGGCUCAAAUUGAAGAAGGAUUAUUUGGAAGGAGCUGGUGAUUCAUUGGAUUUGGUUGUGAUCGGUGGAUACAAAGGCAAGGGCAAGCGAACUGGCACCUAUGGCGGAUUCUUGCUUGCGUGUUAUGAUGCCGAAAAUGAAGAAUACCAAACGAUUUGCAAACUUGGUACCGGUUUCAGUGACGAAGAUCUCCAGACACACACCGAGUCCCUCAAACAACACGUCAUUCCGUCGGCAAAAUCGUACUAUCGCUACGAAUCAUCACUCGAACCCGAUGAUUGGUUUGAUCCAGUUCAAGUGUGGGAAGUUCUGUGCGCCGAUCUCUCGCUCAGUCCAGUGCAUCAAGCUGGCAAAGGCAUUAUAGAUCAAGAGAAAGGAAUCUCGUUGCGUUUCCCUCGAUUCAUUCGUAUCCGUGACGACAAGUCAGCUGAAGAUGCGACCUCCGCUCAACAAGUCGCCGACAUGUAUUCCAACCAGGAUCAGAUCAAGAACCAGGACAAAGCCAGCAAUCGAAACAUCGAGGAAGACUUCUAUUAAGGCCAUUCUUCAUUGUAUUCUCAGAUAUAUUUUCAUUGUAAUGUUGAUCGUUCAAUUCACUCAUGGUCGGUGAAUAUUCACAUUUUGGCAAAAAGUUCAUUAUUAUCGGAAAUCGCAAUUUUGUUUUGUUUAGUUGAAAAGAAAAGGAAAAUUUGUUACGUACGUCACUUUUGACAUGGCUUCAUUGUUACUAUACACGUAUGUAGAGCGAUCAUUUUUUUUCUGCGUUCAUUCUAAAUUUCUAAUGCUAGAGCAUAGUACAUAUUAAGAAAAUCGAAAUAAAAACAAAACUACAAGUGACUUAAAAUGUAAACAAAAA
Sitodiplosis mosellana (orange wheat blossom midge) is the source of this 3230-nucleotide messenger RNA. It is a transcript of the gene DNAlig1, whose product is annotated as DNA ligase 1. Gene Ontology annotation, biological process: DNA recombination; DNA repair; lagging strand elongation. Bases 221 to 2911 code for a protein of 896 amino acids. Gene Ontology annotation, molecular function: ATP binding; DNA ligase (ATP) activity; DNA binding. The record is from RefSeq and is a predicted model, not a curated record. The transcript has 7 exons. Gene Ontology annotation, cellular component: nucleus; mitochondrion. NCBI's taxonomy places the organism in Eukaryota, Metazoa, Arthropoda, Insecta, Diptera, Cecidomyiidae.